CACCCUCUCCCCUGCACCCCGGGACAUGGCACUUCGGCACGUGGUCCUCCUGGCUGGCCUCCUGGCAGAAGUUGCCAGCAAAUCCUCAGAAAGUGCGGGCCAGCAGCCCCAGUGUUGUGUGCCUGCACGGGACACCAAUGCUACCUGCCUAGGCACCAGUCUGUGUGGCCCAGGCUGCUAUAGACUCCCCAGCGAGGAUGGAAGUACCCGCUGCGUGCAGUGCUGGAAUGGAACCUUCCCAACCAAUGGCUCCGCGUGCCGCGUCUCUGCUGGCCAGGACGGGCACUUCCCAGUGAACCGGAGCACGGCCACCCCCAGACAGCUGGACCUCGGGGCGUCUCACGUGGCAGCCUCCCUCUUCCUGGGCACCUUCCUCAUCAGCUCUGGCCUCAUCCUCGCCGUGGCUGGGUGGUUCUACCUCAAGCGUGCCAGUAAGCUGCCCAGAGCCUUCUGCGGAAGAGACAAAGCCGCCGCCCUGCAGCCUCCGCAAGUGGCUGCGAUGAUGCCCCCUCCGCGGCUCUCAGUGCGGAAGCCUCGUUAUGUCAGGCGGGAGCGCCCCUCGGGCAGAGCCACGAGCCCCGCUGCCCUCUCCGAAGGGGCCGGAGUCAGCACCGUCUGAUGGACUCGCAGCUCCACCCCGCACCCAAAGGCGCCUCGAUACCUGCUGUGGCCCAGCGCAGAUCAUGCUCAUCUUGAGGAUUGCACCGCUGUGUUCCGUGCAUUGUGCCCCUGGUCUCAGGGGUCCCAGCCGGUGCCUCCCCAUCUCCAGUGUUCGAGUUGGCAGCUCCCUGUCUGCCCUGGGUUCAUUUGUGACAGAAAUGCAAUGAACGGUCCAGCCAAGCCUGUUCUUUGCCACGCUGCACCUUUGCCCCAGGGCCCAGCACCAGAUGGAGACCCCUGCAGGCGCAUUUCAGCAAAUGCGUGCAUGGGCUCCCGUGGCCGCAGAGCUUAGACCAGCUUCCUCAGCUUCCUCCUGGAAGGACACAGAACAGGAACAGGCACCCUAGCCCAGGUCACCGUGCAGG
Molecule: messenger RNA, 1025 nt
Organism: Suncus etruscus (white-toothed pygmy shrew)
Lineage: Eukaryota; Metazoa; Chordata; Mammalia; Eulipotyphla; Soricidae
Gene: C6H1orf159
Product: chromosome 6 C1orf159 homolog
Exons: 8
Coding region: 26-619 (197 amino acids)
Source: RefSeq, a predicted model, not a curated record